Messenger RNA from Exophiala aquamarina CBS 119918, 1554 nucleotides. RefSeq names its product ATP-dependent RNA helicase DHH1. Gene Ontology annotation, molecular function: RNA helicase activity; ATP binding; mRNA binding. Bases 1 to 1554 code for a protein of 517 amino acids. The transcript has a single exon. Lineage: Eukaryota; Fungi; Ascomycota; Eurotiomycetes; Chaetothyriales; Herpotrichiellaceae. Gene Ontology annotation, cellular component: P-body; cytoplasmic stress granule. The record is from RefSeq and is a predicted model, not a curated record. Gene Ontology annotation, biological process: P-body assembly; cytoplasmic stress granule assembly.
AUGACGGACGCUUUAGCAUCUCAGCUCAAUAAAACCUCUCUCAGCGACGGACACGAUGAAACAAAUUGGAAGAACUCUCUCAAACUCCCAGCCAAGGACCAGAGACAACAAACCGAGGAUGUCCUGGCCACCAAAGGCCUCGAGUUCGAAGAUUUCUAUAUUAAGCGUGAACUCAUGAUGGGUAUUUUUGAAGCUGGUUUCGAAAAGCCAUCUCCCAUUCAAGAAGAGACCAUUCCAGUCGCCCUUACAGGCAGAGAUAUAUUAGCAAGAGCAAAGAACGGAACCGGCAAGACCGCCGCCUUUGUCAUUCCCACACUUGAACGGAUCAAUCCGAAGAAUCCCAAGACACAAGCUCUUCUCCUCGUUCCAACUCGAGAACUCGCCCUGCAAACAUCUCAAGUCUGCAAGUUACUUGGGAAACAUCUGGGCAUCAAUGUCAUGGUCACCACUGGUGGCACAGGUCUGAAAGACGACAUUAUAAGAUUGGGGGAACCAGUCCACAUUAUCGUCGGCACACCCGGUAGAGUCCUCGAUCUCGCUAGUAAAGGUGUCGCCGAUCUUUCUGAAUGUCCCAUAUUUGUCAUGGAUGAAGCCGACAAGCUUCUAUCUCCAGAGUUCACUGUUGUCGUCGAGCAGUUACUCUCCUUCCAUCCCAAAGAUCGCCAGGUUAUGCUCUUCAGUGCGACCUUUCCGAUGAUUGUCAAGUCAUUCAAGGACAAACACAUGCGGAACCCUUACGAAAUAAACCUGAUGGACGAGUUGACCCUGCGUGGUAUCACUCAGUAUUAUGCUUUUGUCGAAGAGAAACAAAAGGUCCACUGUCUCAACACUCUGUUCUCUAAGCUCCAAAUUAAUCAAUCCAUUAUUUUCUGCAAUUCAACCAAUCGUGUCGAGCUUUUGGCUAAAAAGAUUACCGAGCUUGGUUACUCUUGCUUUUACUCUCACGCAAAGAUGCUGCAACAAAAUCGAAACAAGGUCUUCCACGAUUUCAGGGCUGGUGUUUCUCGCAAUUUGGUCUGUUCCGAUCUUCUUACCCGUGGUAUUGAUAUUCAGGCGGUAAACGUUGUCAUCAACUUCGAUUUCCCCAAAAAUGCUGAGACAUAUCUUCAUCGUAUCGGUCGCUCCGGUCGAUUCGGUCACCUCGGUCUAGCUAUCAACCUGAUCAAUUGGGAUGACCGUUUCAACCUCUACAAGAUCGAGCAGGAAUUAGGAACCGAAAUUCAACCUAUUCCACCGUCCAUUGACAAGAGUCUCUACGUUUACGACAACCCUGAGAACAUUCCUCGAUCAAUGCCCCCUCCAUCUCAGCCCUCCAGGCCACUCCCACCCAACGCUUCUGGACCAUUCCAAUCGGCAGGAGCACCAGCAGGAGCAGGACAGAAUGGGCAAGUCCAAGGCCAAACCCGCAGACCACAAACCUAUUCCAAUGGAUAUGGACAGCAGUACAACAAUCAGGGCCGAGGCGGGUACAGAGCAAGGGGUCGUGGACAAGGCCCACGUGGUCGAGGCGGUCAUCCCCAGCAGGCAGGAGCACCUGUUCAAGCCGCUCAGUAG